Molecule: messenger RNA, 5013 nt
Organism: Bradysia coprophila
Lineage: Eukaryota; Metazoa; Arthropoda; Insecta; Diptera; Sciaridae
Biological process (GO): response to oxidative stress
Molecular function (GO): heme binding; peroxidase activity
Source: RefSeq, a predicted model, not a curated record
AUCCAGUAUAGGUUGGUCGGCUUAACCAUUCAACUUGUCAGUUGGUUGAGAGACGUUACGAAAGGAACUCGCAACUGUUUUGAGAGUUGUUGCGAUCACGCGUGUGUGAGUUUCUUCGCGAUAAUAAUUUUUUUUUUGGUUUGAAAUUGCUCGCGUCUGUUAAAACAAUUGAAAAAUUUGAAGAAAAAAAAAAGUUUGUGCUCAUGAGGAACAACACAAGUGGAAAAGUAAAUUAACGAACACAAUAACAAAGAAGAAAGACAAUAUUAUCACAUCGUGUUCAGGAUGACGACACACAAAUUAAUAAUUUUGUUUUGCAUCUAUUAUCUAGUCACAAUCGCAACAUGUUCGCAUUCAUCAACAACACCAAACGAUUUGAAAUCACGCGCCAGAUUUGCCCUACAAUUGGAGCGACCAAAUUCAUUUCCCUGCAAGCCAGCAGAACAAUCGGCCUGUCCGCCCAGCAAAUUCCGUGCACCGACUGCUGAAUGCAACAACAUCAUCAACCGACAUUGGGGCGCUCGCGGAGACAUACUACUCCGAUUACUUCCAGCCAAUUAUGCGGAUAAGCACAGCCAGCCCAGAUCGUCGAUUGGAUCGCAUGCACUACCCGAACCGGAUACAAUUGUUGAGUCUCUGCAGAAGACCAUCAAUCCGAAACUACAGCAUCCGCACAUCACAGCAUUGUUGCCAGCAUGGGGUCAAUUGUUGUCAUACGAUUUGGUGCAGAUAACGUCACCGUUCUCGAAAAUCAAAUGCUGCAAAAAUGACACAUCUACUGCGACAUCAACGGAAGAAAUUGAUCAAUGCUAUGUCCGAGCAGCGCCAGAUUGCAAAGAAUAUAAGCGAUCGACACCGUCGCACGAGGUCGGUAGCUGUGAUUUUAAUGAACGCAAUCAAAUGAACGCUGCUUCCGGUUUCAUUGAUGGUUCUAGCUUGUACGGAACGACGGAAAAAGAUUUCCAGGCUAUUCGAACCUAUCGCUAUGGCAAAAUCGAAUUGAAGGCCUGUCCCAGAUGCAAUGAACCGGGAUCUGUUGGCGCUUUGCACACCGUUCUCUUGAAAGAACAUAAUCGUAUCGCCGAUGCGUUGGCAAAAUUGAAUCCGACCUGGAGCGACGAUGCACUGUUUUUGGAAACUCGACGUGCCGUUACUGCUCAAAUUCAACACAUCACCUACAAUGAAUUUUUGCCAAUCAUUCUCGGUCAGCAAAUCACAAACAAAGAUAGCUUGAAGAUGGUAUUCGGUAAACACUACCACGGAUACUCCAGUGCAGUUCGAUCAGGAGUCUAUAACGAAAUAGCUGUCGGAGCGUUGCCAGCUUUCCUCACAAUGCUUCCCGUCGAAAUGAUGAAUGAAUCAGUCUCGGCCGAAGUACUAAUCAACACACCAGCCCUACAAAAAACCUAUCUACCAGUUGAUCGUGAGUACAACGAUGAUUGGACACCAAUUGCUCUUGCCAUCCAGCGAGGACGUGAUCAUGGUAUCCCAGCCUAUCACCAAGCAGUCAAUUUGUGCGAAGCUCGAUUAGGAUUGGCUCAAGGUCAACCAAUCUCAUUUGAUGACAUCCAAAGUGUUUCCGGCUUUUCACCUGAAAGUAGACGCACCCUUGAGGGUAUUUACAUGAACGCUGGAGAUGUUGAUAUGAUUGCUGGCGCUAUGUUGGAGAAACCGGCAUUAGGAACCGUAUUCGGCCCAACACUGUCUUGUUUGCUGUCACUGCAAUUUGCCAAUUUACGUAUUGGAGAUCGAUUCUGGUACGAGAAUGAUAUUCCUCCAUCCUCAUUGUCAUUGGAACAACUUCAAGCUAUUCGAAGAAGUUCACUGUCUGGUAUGAUGUGCGCAGCUGGAGUUGUUACAAAGGUUCAGCCAAAGGCAUUCAUCCGGGAAGAUCCAUACUUGAAUUUCCGACAAACCUGCGACCAAAUAACCGGUCUCGAUUUGACCAGUUGGAAGUCUGAAGAUGACUCCGCAUCAACGGAGAACCUUGAUGAUAUCGAACCGAUUACUACACCUGCACCGUUUUUGGAUGAAUUAAAUCCGGAUUUAAUUAGCGCAGCAGUUGAACGUGCGAAGGAAGGCUUAUCGGAGCGAAGACGUUUUGAAUACGAGACGUGGUUGGCCCGUGGUGGAGUAGAUGCUCGGUCUCCAGAUGGAACAGCUGCUUCAUUUAGCAAAGCAAAUCGUAACGCCCUUCACCUUGCAAACUCGUCGCUGUUCUAUGAAUUGGCUUCGAAUGAAAUAUUGAAUACUCUCCACUCUAUCCAUCGUCGUAAGCGUCAAACAUUCGGAGACAGUUUCGGCGGAUUCCGUGACGACUUUGCGAACAGUCUACAAACUAUCGACGUAAACUCCUUGCUCACAGGAUCCAUUUCUCCCGUUACUCUGGAGCCUCAAUGCGAAGACUUUACUAUUCCGUGCGAUGCAUCAUCACCAUUCCGAUCAUUGUCCGGUCAUUGCAAUAACCUACGAAAUCCAGAACUCGGAAAAUCACUGACGACAUUCGCUCGUUUACUACCACCAGUCUACGAAGACGGUGUUUCCAGACCUCGACAAACUUCCGUUACCGGAUCACCGCUUCCCAAUCCACGAACCAUUUCCGCAUUAAUUCAUCCAGAUAUCUCAAAUCUGCACACACGUUACGCCUUGGUUGUCAUGCAGUACGCUCAAUUCUUGGAUCACGAUUUGACCAUGACACCCAUCCACAAAGGUUUCCAGGAAUCCAUUCCGGCUUGCCGUCCGUGCGAUUCACCACGAACUGUUCACCCCGAAUGUAAUCCCAUUCCAAUACCGCCCGGUGAUCACUACUAUCCGGAAAUCAAUGUCACCAGCGGUGAGCGAUUAUGUUUCCCCUUCAUGAGAUCUCUACCUGGACAACAAUCACUCGGACCACGUGAACAAAUCAAUCAGAAUACGGCAUUUUUGGAUGCAUCUCAGAUUUACGGUGAAAACAGUUGCGUCUGCACAAAGUUGAAAGGCUUUGCUGGACGAAUGAACUCAACCAUACAUCCGAUUCGCGGCAAAGAGUUACUUCCACAAAGUCCACAUCAUCCAGAAUGCAAAUCUCCAAGUGGACAAUGUUUCAUUGCUGGCGACGGUCGCGCUUCUGAACAACCUGGACUUACUGCCAUUCACACAACAUUCAUGCGAGAGCAUAAUCGUAUUGUUGAAGGACUACGCGGAGUGAAUCCUCACUGGAACCAAGAACAGCUCUUCAAUCAUGCCCGACGAAUUGUGAUCGCACAAAAUCAACACUUAACCUACAACGAAUUCCUACCUCGCAUCCUCAGUUGGAACGCAGUCAAUUUGUAUGGACUGAAGUUGUUACCGCAAGGAUACUACAAAGAAUACAAUCCUAACUGCAAUCCUGGAAUCGUCACCGAAUUUGCUGCAGCCGCUUUCCGUAUCGGUCAUUCGCUUUUGCGACCUCACAUUCCUCGAUUGAGUAUCAAUCAUCAACCGAUUGAUCCACCUCUACUCCUUCGUGAUGGUUUCUUCAAAAUGGAUGCUUUACUCGCACCGGGUAUGAUGGACGAAAUUAUGCGCGGUCUAGUCGCAACACCAAUGGAAACACUCGAUCAAUUUAUCACCGGUGAAGUUACGAAUCAUUUGUUCGAAGAUCGUCGCAUUCCCUUCUCCGGUAUCGAUUUGGUUUCGUUGAACAUACAACGAGCACGUGAUCACGGCAUCCCAUCAUACAAUAACUAUCGUGCAUUGUGUAACCUGAAACGAGCUCAGACAUGGGAAGAUUUAAGCAGAGAAAUUCCACCAGAAGUUAUUACUCGCUUCAAACGGAUCUAUGCUUCUCCAGAUGAUAUCGACUUGUUCCCGGGAGGUAUGUCCGAACGACCACUCCAGGGCGGUUUGGUCGGGCCAACAUUUGCUUGCAUCAUUGGUAUUCAAUUCAGACAGUUACGGAAAUGCGAUCGAUUCUGGUAUGAAACUGAUGAUCCAAGCCUUCGAUUCACUGAAGCUCAAUUGAACGAAAUUCGUAAGACAACUUUGUCGAAGAUCAUUUGCGAAAAUAUGGAAAUUACCGGUGAUAUGCAACGAGCUGCAUUCGAUCUGCCCAGCAACUUCUUGAAUCCGAGAGUUCCCUGUCACACGAUGCCACAAAUUGACUUAAGUGCAUGGAGAGAAAAUGUCGUGGUUGGUUGUCAGAUCGGUGGACGUCAAGUCGGCGUUGGACAGUCUGCAUUCCCCUCACCAUGUACAAGUUGCAUUUGUACGAAUGAAGGCACCCAAUGUGCGUCACUUCGUAUCACCGACUGUAAUCAACUAGCAAGAGAAUGGUCGAGAGAAGCCAUUUUAGCCGAUGAUGUCUGUAGUGCACAGUGUGGUUUCCAACUUCAAGGCCAAGCACCUGGCAUUCCCGGCCUAUCGCCACCACCAUCGAGAACCGUUCGAUCGCGGACAUUCAAUCCAUCAUUUUCAGUUCCAGACUUUUCGUUUCCAGAUUUAACACAAUUCAUCGGUUAGACGUGUUUGUGGAGUGGACCAACCAAAUGAUUAAUUGUUUUAGAUUAAGAGAAGGAAGGAAAUGCACUUUUUAUUACCAUUUGCAUGUUUUUUGUCGGUGUAUAGUGAAGACGCACUCAAAAUUCUAAGUUUAGUUAAGGAAGUCGAUUGGCUUCUGUAAGCGUUUUUAAGUCUGCGUGGAUGAGUAACCGCCAUAUUUUGCUACAAAAUAAUUAUUUUAGUUGAUUUUUUUACUCUGUGUUUACCUGUUAAAGUGUAGCACUAAAUGAAAUCGAUAGAUUUGUACAUAAAAAGAAGAAGAAAAAAAAAUGAUGAAAAAAUCGAAAAUAUUUUUUAAGAGAAGUGGAUAUAGGACCUUGACGGAAAUAGAUUGAAGCCAGUACACAUUUUACACGGUUAAUAUCUAUCGUUUCUUACUAUAAAUGAAUAUCGAUAAAUAGAAAAUAUUUUUACAAAAUAUAAAAAACGAGAGAACUCAAAUGGAACUCAGAACACAAAAUUAAUUUGUUUAAGAAUUUGUUACAUUUUUUAAUU